AUGGCAUUGCUAGCAGGGAAAAUAGACCUGUCCAAAGUACAAAUUAGACCCAUUCAGUCAGGCCUAAACAAGUAUAACAUCGACAUUAAGGAGAACCAUGGGCUCAACAGUAAGACCGGAUUCUGGUGGCUUAGAUUUACUUUUGACUAUAGGCUCGAAGAGAAAAUCGAGGUGCGUUUAACGAACUAUAAGAAAAUUUCCACCGAACGUACCUUUUUGACGAUGGAAAUAGUGAAGUGUGACUACCUGAAAAUAAAAUGUAAGGACGAAAUGGAGUCGUUCGACGUGGAGGAAGAGCUAGCAAAUUUGUCCGAGCUUUGUCGAGUAAACGAGAGCGUCGGGAGCCCCGAGAAGCUUCGUAAGUACCUGGAAGACAACAUCUUGCCUCUUGUGAUGAAAAAGAUCAAGUACACAAAAUUCAACCCGCAAUUCAGCUUCUUUUUGAGCCACAAAUCAAAGGACAAGCCACUGAUGGAAACCUUCCGCGAUGGGCUGAAAUUUGUAGGUUAUCAAACAUGGCUAGAUAAGGAUGACAUGCCAAUAGCGGCUAGUCUGCAAGGAGCUUUGAAAGUCGCCAUCGAAAAAUGCGACUGUUUCAUAGUGUGGCUAAAUGAGGAGUACUUCGAGAGCAACUACUGUCAAGCGGAACUACUAUAUGCAAGAAAACUUGGAAAAAUUAUUCUUCCAUUCGGUGUUUACAGCAAAAUUAAGGAUCUUUUGAAGGGAGAUUUUGAAUUCUUAGUCGAUCUUCACUUAUACGAUCCUUCAACGUCAUCCUUCUUUGAGGUGCUUCGGCGAAUCGACGAGGCACUGUUUAACUUUGAAAUGCUAACUAUAUAG
Molecule: messenger RNA, 840 nt
Organism: Porites lobata
Lineage: Eukaryota; Metazoa; Cnidaria; Anthozoa; Scleractinia; Poritidae
Source: the annotation of a GenBank genome assembly